Messenger RNA from Frankliniella occidentalis (western flower thrips), 5599 nucleotides. RefSeq names its product LIM domain-binding protein 2 (gene Chi). The transcript has 9 exons. Bases 800 to 2572 code for a protein of 590 amino acids. The record is from RefSeq and is a predicted model, not a curated record. Gene Ontology annotation, biological process: nervous system development; positive regulation of transcription by RNA polymerase II; negative regulation of transcription by RNA polymerase II. Gene Ontology annotation, cellular component: transcription regulator complex; nucleus. Gene Ontology annotation, molecular function: LIM domain binding. Lineage: Eukaryota; Metazoa; Arthropoda; Insecta; Thysanoptera; Thripidae.
ACUACCGUGGUGUUUACUUGCUGCGCUUCUCGAGAGGCAGCUCGGCAGCGAGCGGACCCUAAAAUCAAUGGAUUUCUGAAAAAUUGUGGGGAAGAUGCGGUUUUUGCGGCUGAGUGUUUUUGCUCAGAUUGUAGAAUCUCUUUCUAGUCAUUCGCGAGUGCCGUACUUGGGCCAGCGUGGGUGCGGGAGGAGCGAGCCUUCGUGAAGUGCCCGCAGGCGCUUGCAGGACCCAUGUGUAAAAACAAAAUUCGGCUGGUCUUGCUCUGACAGAAACAUUCGAGCCCAGGGACGCGAUGGGUAUUCCGGUGCAAACCCAUGGAUUAAACCGAGUGCUGUGCUAGUUCAACUGCAUUGUGAAGUGAAUUGUGACUCAUAUUUGAGAAUUUACUGUGAAAAAUCAAGUGAUUGUGGAUUAAAUUCGUCUGUAAAACGUCGCCCGUCGUUAGCUGCAGGAGAAAACAUAACCUCCCUGUGUUCUUAAGUGCAGUUCUUUGUGGAAAAUGCCUAAGUGGGCAAACUUUGAUUUGCCGAUGGACAGAAGAAACUCGGUUCUCUGCCGAGAGUGUUCGAUUUGUGCUGUGAAACGGGAUUUGUGAUUGUGAAGUGAUUGUUUUCAUCGGACGGACGUACCGGGCUGGCGCUGGCUGGCGCUCCCUGGCGCUCCCGGCUUUAGGCUGGCGCUGGCUUCUCAGACUCCGUUGUGAUGUGGAGCUACGAGAGGGAAACCGUCCUGGAUUUGUAGGACAUCUAUGUACCUACAGUGUGUUCAGUGCUUGCCCGGUGAUAGGGAGGCUUCUUAAUGGCAAAGAAGAGCUGUACCCGCCGUGUAGCGCCUGCCAGCACGCUGCCUGCCACACUGGAGGAUCCGGUGGGCAACUGGAAGGGUCCGCCCCCUGGCUCAGAGCCCCAGAACUUCACGCCUAAUUCUGGGCAAAACUUCUCAGGGCCACCCUCAGGGUACCAGGGGCCACCCUUCCAGGGUCCGCCUGGGGGCGCUGGUUCCCCGGCGGGUGCCCCACCAUAUUCUGGACCUCCACCUGGCUCAGGCACCCCUCAGUACACUGCAUCCCCAGCCCCCUCUGGUUCAUCCACACCUGGACCUGGACCACCACAAAAUGACCCCCGGUUUCCUCCUACCCCCAACUCGGGUGGACCUCCUUACAAUGGUCCAGGUCCUGGACCAUUUGGUUCUCCAUCAGGAGGUGGACCUCAAUUUGUUGGAAGACCAGGCUCCUCUGGGCCACCAUUUGUGGGCCCCCCUGGCCCAGGACCAGGUGGUCCCCACUUCCCCUCACCUGGACAAGGACCUUUCGGAGGACCCCAGUUCGGAAUGCCUCCAGGUUCACCAUAUGGUCAUGGGCCUGGCCACCCUAUGUCAGGCCCAAUGCCGUCUCAUGGACUUAUGCCUGGGCAAAUGGGCCCUGGACCCAACCCUGUCGACAGGAUAGACCAAGGGUCGCUGCCCGUCCCAAGACGGCAUACCUCGUGCUUUGGCCAACCGGACUAUCGUAUUUUCGAACUUAACAAACGGUUACAGCAAAGAACUGAGGAAAGUGACAAUUUGUGGUGGGAUGCAUUUGCAACAGAGUUCUUUGAAGAUGAUGCAACACUAACACUAACAUUCUGCUUGGAAGAUGGACCAAAGCGAUACACUAUAGGAAGAACUUUAAUUCCUCGCUACUUCCGAACAAUAUUUGAGGGAGGAGUAACAGAAUUAUAUUACAAUCUUAAGCACCCAAAAGAAUCUUUCCACAAUACAAGUAUUACCUUGGACUGUGAGCAGUGCACUAUGGUCACACUCCAUGGGAAACCAAUGUUUACAAGAGUUUGUACAGAAGGCAGGUUGAUUUUGGAGUUUACCUUUGAUGACCUAAUGCGAAUCAAGUCAUGGCAUUUAACUGUUAGAAGUCAUCGUGAAUUGGUGCCUCGUACCGUUGUUGGUAUGCAUUCAAGUCAAGACCCUAGCAUGCUUGAAUCAAUCUCCAAAAAUAUCACAAGAUCAGGGAUCACUAAUUCAACUCUUAACUACCUGAGACUAUGUGUAAUUCUUGAGCCAAUGCAAGAACUAAUGUCAAGACAUAAAGCCUAUGCCCUUACCCCAAGAGAUUGCUUAAAGACAACACUUUUCCAAAAAUGGCAACGGAUGGUUGCUCCGCCGGAAUCCCAGAGGCCAGCUAACAAAAGACGGAAAAGGAAAGGCUCAACAUCAGGAGGUGUUGCCAAUAAUGCUCCACCAGCUCCAAACAAGAAGAGGUCACCGGGUCCUAACUUUUCUUUAGCCUCUCAGGAUGUAAUGGUGGUAGGUGAGCCAUCUUUGAUGGGCGGGGAGUUUGGUGAUGAAGAUGAGAGACUUAUUACACGGCUUGAGAAUACUCAAUAUGAUGCUGCAAAUUCCAUGGAUCAUGAUAACCAUGGUUUUUCUGACUCCCCAAUGGCUGGAGGACCCAACUCAUGGGGUGGUGGAGGUCCUGUGGGUGUUGGUGGUCCAGGUGGAGACAGAGGUCCACCACCACAAGGUAACACACCUUCUAGCCAAGACUCGGACAAAAAAUCUCCUGCUGUUAGCCAGUGAUAAAAAGCAACUUCCCUCUAGUGAAUCUCGAUUAUAUAUAUGUAAGUUAUAUAUACAUAUAUAUAUAUGCAUAUAUAUAUAUAUUUUUCUCAGAAGUAAAUAAUGUUCAGUACAAAGUUGUGUUGCUAUGUUCAGGGGACCUCAGACUAACGUAAACAUGUUAAAACUGCACCUCAUUGUGUCAUGCAAGAAUUUGAAGCAGGAAUAUUUGGGUGUUAGUACAUCCAUUGUAAAUUCUUGUUAAGCUGUGAUUUUUUAAAACCAUUUGUAACAGGAAGAAUUUUUAUGGUGUUCCUUAUUUGCAGAAUUUUGUUAGUAAUUAUUACCAAAUGCCAUGUUAUUCACCUCUUGGGUCCAUUCCAGAUUGUAAGGAAUUAACCUGACAGGUGAAUACAAAUUCAUCAUCUAUGAGCAUGACCUGAUACUUCCUAUUUGUUGUUCAAUUUUCAUCUUUUCUAUUAGUUAUUUUUCUAGAUAAGAGUGAAAGUAACUACAAAAGUUGUUGUUGUUACUGUGGUUUCAGGGGGAAUGAGAUGUAUUAAAUAAUUGUUAAUUUUAUCUUUAUUUUGACCUCAUGGAAGUAUCUUUGCAUUUAGAUGCAUGAAUUAUUUUUGUAUCCAUAUUACAACAUUAUUCUGUGAAUGAACAGCAUAAAGACCUUUUGUGAUUAUGUAUCCUGUAAGUUUUAAGUCAGUAUUGGCAUUCUGUGGCAAAAAUGACAACUGAGGAGAUAAACUCAGGCCACACACAUUUGAUUCCAUGGAUGUUGCCUGCUCAAUGUUUUCAUUUUUUAACAAAUCUAAUCAUACAUCAUCUCCCCUCAGCUGUUCCUACUAUGUAAGUGUUGAGUGAGAUAUUCUAUCAAAGCCCAUAUCAUUAUACGUACCUUUGAGCAGGUCUACUUAAGAUGGUAACAAAGCAAGCCUUUGUUACUUCUGUCUGCUAUUUAGGAAAGAUCAUCUAUUUUCCAGAAGGUAUAGGUUUUUGAACUGCUAAGUACCCUCUUAGAAAGCCUUUAUCAUGACAUCUGAAGACACAAUAUGUUACAACCAGAUAUUGAGAUAAAUUCAUUGUUAAAUAAGUUGUGUUAACAAUGAUACCAAAUGUUAGCAGAAUUUUUGACAAAUUUUAAGCAAUUUUUUACACUUAUACACCUAGGCAUUUGUUUUAAAUUGAUUUGUAGAUGAUAUACCCAGUAUAAAAUGCUGUGGAAUCGAACAUUUGUUAUUCCAAAUUAUUAUUUCCAAAAUUUCAUUUGUGAAAUGGGUACAAUUUUUCUCAUAGUUAAUUCAAUUUAGAGACAGGUAUUAGUGGUUGUCCUUAUUAUAAAGUAUAUCGUUUCAUACUUUGGAUCAUAUGUGGGAAGCUUACGAUUAGUAAAUACUUGAUGUGUAUUUGUAAUAUUCUCAGUGUUUUAAUUGGAGUCUCAUUUGUGCAUUGUGUUGUGUAUUAUAUACACAAGUUACCACUAUUAAUAGUGGCAGAAGUGUUAGUGUUGCUUUAUGUAGAUCUUUUCAUUUUAUGGGUUGUAAAUUAUUUUAUUAUUAUAAUUAAUGUAAUUAUUAUGUUAUUACUGUUAGAAAUAUAUACUGCCGAUCAAAGCACACAUGCACGGCGCCAUAAGGAAGUAGGGUGUGUGUGAUUUUCACUUGUCCACACACCUGAAAUAUGGACUGAGGGUCCUUUUAUUUUAUUUUACCUUAUUUAUUGAAUUGUGAUUUCAUCAAUAAUUUUUACUAAUCGUAACAUUCCCAAGUACAUUAAAUGAUGUUUACAAAGCACUUAUGCCCUUGGGGUGGAAGGUAGUACAGCAUGCUUCCUAAGGUGGGGUUGGAGCAGUGUUCUGUAGAACAAUGAAUAAUUUAUCUGGUUCUUACUAAUUCUGUCAAUAAAUUAUUGACAGCCUGUCUGCUCAUCUGGCUGACAUAAAUGAACUUCAUCGAUAAUGACAAUGAACUUGAUUGCCAGACUUCUCUUUUCUUCUUAAAUUUAUUUGGUGUGCACACUGCUCUUAACCCUACCUCUUCUUCCGUAUGAUUGAAGUGGGUGUUCCAAUUCAGUACAUAAAGAGUUUGUACUUAUUCCUUUGUUCAAACAUGGGUGCCUAACUUAUUAAUGCACCAUACCCUGGUGGUAUUGUGUUAUGUGCAGCAAUCACAGUAUUUCCAUGGCCUGUAUGCCUGUCUGUAUGUAAGUUUGUGUAGUUGUGUGGUCUGGAGCAGUUUGCUUUUGUUUCUAUUCUGCAAGCUGUCAAGGGCUCUUUCACAAGAGUGCAAUAUCAACCCCAAUCUUAGUAAUCCAGUUAUACGUAAAAAAGAGAACAUAAACUACUGUAGUACGCCAGUGCCAACCCACCUGAAGGGUUAUAUAUACUUUAAUAUUGUUUUCUAAAGUGUUUGUUGAACAUUUUUAACAUCUGUUUUGAAGAGCUUUGAGAAAAGGUAGCUUUUCAUACCAAAGACUGGUAUUUGUUGUUGACAAAUGAAAUUUUCAAGUCCUGCUUUCCUAUUAUUCUUGCAGAAAUUUCAAAUUACAGUUGAAUUGGGACAUUUUUUAUUGGGUUUCUGGAGUAUGACAAAUCCAGAAUCUGGAUCAAAUUAAAAUUGGAAAUUAUAAUUAAAUUUAUUACCAUUUUACUUGUGCAAUUUUAACACAGUACUUGAGUGAAUCCACCAAAAAGUAUGUGUGAAAAGAGCUACAGACUCAGUACAUGUCAAAGUUCCACAGUGCAUCUUGAUUAAUUUUUGAAUGAUGUAAUGUUUUUGAAAGAUCAAUUGACCCUUGGCCAAAAUUGUGACCUUUGUAUAUAUUUGAAUUAUUGAAGCAAUUUAUUUGUACAAAUAUUUAAUUAAAUUCAUUGAAGAUGGUCGGCCCAUCCAACACAUUUCUAUAUUCAACUUUCAAAAUGAUCCCGCAGUGUUCUUUGCACUCAUGUGAAAGUGAACUGAAAAUGUGUUACCCUUACAGUGUGUUAUCAUCACCCUGAAAAUGAGAAAAAAAUAAAUGUUUAUUUAUCCUUGAAUGGAA